AGAAUGCAUUCCAGUAGGCGUCUGUCAUACACCUGACCAGUGAAGCCCAGCUUACCUCUUCAGUAACCCUUUUUCAGCCCUUCAGGGCAAUCCCUAGUCAAGAUGAUGAAACAAGCCUUCUUCACGCUGCUGUUCUGUUCAUUUCUAGUAUGCCUUAAUGCUGACCAGCAGACGCCCCUUCGAUUUUGCUUAAAGUCAAGCAGUGAAAUGGAAAAAUGCAGGGAACUAAAACAUGCAAUAGAACAUGAUGUGCAAGGGGUACCUAGUAUUGCCUGUGUCCAAAGAAGUAAUACCAAGGAGUGUAUUGAUGCAGUGAAAGGACAAGCAGCAGAUAUGAUUACCUUGGAUGGAGGUGAUGUUUAUACAGCAGGUCUAAUACCACAUCCCCUUAAACCAGUGGCAGCUGAAGAUUACGGCAACGCCUCAUUUUCAGACACCUGUUACUAUGCGGUGGCUGUUGCGAGGACAGAUAAAAAUAUUAAUUUCCUCGCUCUGAAGGGGGCAAAAUCUUGUCACACAGGUGUGGGCAAGUCAGCUGGCUGGAACAUGCCAAUUGGAGCUCUUAUAGAGAGCAAACAAAUUAAAUGGGAUGGACCAGAAGAAGAACCACUUGAUAACGCUGUAGCAAGAUUUUUCUCUGCCUCGUGUGCACCUGGUUCCACAAACAGCACCUUGUGUAGUUUGUGUAAAGGAACUGGCAAAAACAAAUGUGCCAGAUCACAAAUCGAACCUUACUACAGCUAUGCUGGAGCAUUUCAGUGUCUUAAGGAUGGUGUAGGAGAUGUUGCCUUUGUGAAACAUACAACUGUACCAGAGGCUGAACAAGAGCAUUAUAAGCUACUUUGUGCAGAUGGCAGAACAAUGGCUAUUAAAGACUAUCCUCAAUGUCACAUAGCACGAAUCCCUGCUCAUGCAGUUGUAACCCGCGACGACAAACCCCUCAUGGACAGAGUCUGGACCUUUAUAGAUAAAGCUCAGAGUAAAUUUGGAAGAACAUCUAAAGAAAAGUUUAAGCUUUUUGAGUCCCCUCAUGGAAAAGACCUCAUUUAUAAAGACUCUGCCUUUCGUUUAGUGAGGACACCAGACCAUAUCGAUUCUUAUUCAUUCCUUGGUCCGAAAUAUGUCAGUGCAAUCCAUGCCCUUAAGCUAGGCAGUAAAUCUACCACCACGGAAAAGAAAGUAAAGUGGUGCACAAUUAGCAAGAAGGAGGCUGAUAAGUGUGAUACGUGGAGUACACUGGAAAAAUCAUUAUCAUGCCUGAAAGCAGACUCUACUGAUGACUGUAUUGCACAAAUCAUGAAGGGAGAAUCAGAUGUUAUGACUCUGGAUGGAGGCUACCUCUAUACUGCAGGGCUUUGUGGGUUAGUUCCAGUCAUGGCAGAAUUCUAUGACAAAGACGACCAACAGAAGUGCCAAAGCAGCCAGCCAGUAAAAGAUACACCUUCUUACUAUACUGUGGCAGCCAUCAAAGCAGGUACCAGUCUGAGAUGGAGUGGACUGAAGGGUGCGAAAUCAUGCCACACAGCAAUUGGCAGGACUGCAGGAUGGAAUGUCCCUAUGGGACUGAUAUACCAAAAAACCAAGAGUUGUGAUUUUGAGCAUUACUUCAGUGAAAGCUGUGCCCCAGGAGCUAACAUUUCCUCCCCACUCUGUGCACUGUGCAAAGGACAAAGUAUUGGGCAGAAAUCAAAGUGUAAGAGCAGUCCGGAAGAGCCAUAUUAUGGAUAUAGUGGUGCUCUCAGAUGUCUUGUUGAAAAAGGAGAUGUUGGCUUUUUUAAACACACCACUUUCUCUGAAAACACUGGAGAAAUCCGACCAGAUUGGGCAAAAGAUCUGAAAUCUGAAAAUUUCAGACUGCUGUGUCUUGAUGACACCACAGCCCCUGUUGAUCAAUAUCGCAGAUGUCAUCUGGCAAAAGUCCCUGCUCAUGCUGUGGUCACCCGUCCAGAAAGUCGAGAUAUGAUUGCCAGUUUCCUGAAAAGUCAACAGAAAAAAUAUGGAAGUACUGGUACAGACCAGACUAAAUUCAGUAUGUUCAAGUCUUCACCCAAUAAAGAUCUGCUGUUCAAGGAUUCUACUUUGUGCCUCCUUGAGAUUCCUGCAACUACAAGCUAUACAGAAUUCUUGGGAAAGGAAUAUAUGGAUUCAGUGGAUGGAUUAAAAGCAUGCAAGUCCCUGUCAUACCUCCAGAAUAUCUGUCGGUUUCACAGCUGCCCUUAAUGCCUAAGCUUCAUCUUCAUUUCAUCUUGCCUGUUUUUUUCAGCUUAUCACCAUAGUGCAACAGUACCACAUUUCAUGAUGAGAAGUAGAUGAUUGUUUUUGUAUAACUGUUGCCUUUAACUUUUUGAAAUACAUAAUUUUUUUUAUAAUUGCUGUUCCUUUUCACUUUUUGUUUCCCUCUGGAAAAUAAACCAACGUUUAAGUAAAAAA
Messenger RNA from Protopterus annectens (West African lungfish), 2430 nucleotides. Its product is annotated as serotransferrin-A-like. Gene Ontology annotation, cellular component: recycling endosome; extracellular region; plasma membrane. Gene Ontology annotation, biological process: antibacterial humoral response; iron ion transport. NCBI's taxonomy places the organism in Eukaryota, Metazoa, Chordata, Ceratodontiformes, Protopteridae. The record is from RefSeq and is a predicted model, not a curated record. Bases 103 to 2220 code for a protein of 705 amino acids. The transcript is spliced from 17 exons.